AUGAGUGAGAUCGCGGAGGGCUUGACGGCAGCUCAAGAAGAAGCACUCUACCGAGAGGGCACCAUUCCUCCCGUGGCGGAAGCGGAAGCGCUCGUCGCUAGGUCUCCAGCAUCCGAACAGGCACAGCUGUCUUUGAGACAAGAUGGCAAUAUUCAAAAUCCAGGUCACAAGUUUGGGUUACCCAAGAAGCCGUACCCCGAAGGCUUCAACAUGAAGCAAAGAUACCAUCCAGUCUUGGAGCAGCUCACUCGACUGCUCAUGCGGGACGGUAAGCUGAGUGUUGCUCAAAGGAAUGUUGCAACGGUGAUGAACUUCCUUCGAACGGCCCCCGCUCCCAUCUACAGCCCAAAGUUCCCGCUUUUGCCCGGGACGCCGCCAGCCUCGCACCUACCGUUGAACCCUGUUCUCUACAUCACCAUCGCCAUCGACUCGGUGGCGCCGUUGCUCAAGGUGCGGAACAUUGCAGGUGCCGGCGGCGGUGGCCGCGCACUCGAACUGCCCGUACCGCUGGCGGUUCGGCAACGAAGGCGGAUGGCAGUCAAGUGGAUCCUGGAUGUGAUUGAGAAGAAGCCAUCCAAGGAAAGCGGCAAGAAGCAAUUCCCUCACCGGAUCGCAGAGGAGAUUAUCGCCGUGGUGGAAGGACGGUCCAGCGUAUGGGAAAAGAGGAGGCAGGUUCACAAGCUGGGCACCGCUGCCCGCGCCAACGUGAACUCGAGAAAGCUCAAGGUCAAGAAGAAGAUGUAG
This is a messenger RNA of Metarhizium album ARSEF 1941, 744 nucleotides long. RefSeq names its product 30S ribosomal protein S7. Gene Ontology annotation, cellular component: ribosome. Gene Ontology annotation, molecular function: structural constituent of ribosome; rRNA binding; mRNA binding. The coding region runs from base 1 to 744 and encodes 247 amino acids. The record is from RefSeq and is a predicted model, not a curated record. NCBI's taxonomy places the organism in Eukaryota, Fungi, Ascomycota, Sordariomycetes, Hypocreales, Clavicipitaceae. Gene Ontology annotation, biological process: translation; ribosomal small subunit assembly. The transcript is spliced from 2 exons.